AUGAUUAAUAAAACUAAAGACCUGACACUUAUCACUGAAGCUCUAUCAGAGUUGCCCUCUUACGAGAACAUCAAGAUCCCAGCAACAAGCAACAGAAAAGUUUCUCACUUCCGUGCCUCAAAAACACAACCCUCAACUGCGUACCAAUACCCUGAAACCUACAAAGAGUUCCACAAAAGACAACAAAACAUGCAUAAAGAGGGUGUUAAAGCUGCUCAACUCCUUGUAAAAGAAUACUUGCCACCGGAAUUUAAAAAAUGUUUGAUGGAAAACAACUCGUGGGACUUGCCAUACACAUUUCCCAAGCCAAAAGGCACAGUUAUAGUUUCAAACAAGCCCCCUUCAUAUAACAAACUUCAUGUUUCUGUCGAUGCCAACUUGGUAAAGGACGUACAAGCAGAAGUUGACUUAAAGACUUGCUUGAAUAUAACUCCUACUGCUGACUGUGAGAAAAUGGGUAGGGAAGACAAUCGUAAGGAAAAAAUAUUGACGUUGAAGCAAAUGUUGAUGAAGACAGUAACAUAGGAGAGAAUUUAGAAGAAAAAGGAAGCAAAACCCUCAGUCAAGGAAAGCAAAAGUGGUACAUAGCAAGAAAUGGACAAAAGGUACACAUCGACUAA
Molecule: messenger RNA, 620 nt
Organism: Porites evermanni
Lineage: Eukaryota; Metazoa; Cnidaria; Anthozoa; Scleractinia; Poritidae
Source: the annotation of a GenBank genome assembly